AUGGCUUCGAAUCUGUCUAUUCGAGCGGUCAGGACCGCCAAUGUUGCGCGGUCUGCAUCUCGCCCCCUCGCAACCCUCAUCCCCCGCCGCACUUAUGCCACCAGCCCGGAGGUUCCAACUGCCGAGUCAAAGGAGCCCCGAUGGUCGUACACUCCGCCGCGCACCAAGGCGCCUUUCAGUCUUCACAAUCACUCGAAGCCAGUCAAGUUCCAUGUGAACUCUGACCCGGCUCUCCUGGAUGCGUUCUAUACCCGUAUGUUGGGACAGGAUGGCGAGAAAGUCCUCUCCGAUGAGGUGAAGUGGUUGGCCGUCACACACAAGAGUUUCGAUCAAGGACGCCGAGGAUUCAACGACCGAUUGGCUUUCCUAGGAAAACAAGUGGUGCAGGUUCAGGCAUCUCUCGCCCUAGUCCAGAGCCCCAUUGCGACGGCGUCCUCUUCACCUGACCCUCAUGGUCGCGAGCCCUUCUCCCACCAGGCUCUGGAGGGUCUACAGAACCUCUCCUCCCGCACUAAGAACGCCCUGACCGACCGGACGAAGCUGGCCGAGCUGGCAAGAACCUAUGGGACCGAGAAGAUUAUCCGUUGGAACCCCCGGAUGCCGGAGAACUUGAUUGAGUCUGGGAUUGAAUUGGUCCUGGCACAGACUCUGUACUCUAUUAUUGGCGCCAUUGCGCUGGAGAAGGGAGGUCACAUUGCGAACAAGGUGGCUCAAGAGCGGAUACUCGAGCCUCUGGGGUUCAAGACAGUCUCGUCAUGA
Penicillium manginii is the source of this 759-nucleotide messenger RNA. Its product is annotated as mitochondrial 54S ribosomal protein mL57. The record is from RefSeq and is a predicted model, not a curated record. Gene Ontology annotation, biological process: RNA processing; mitochondrial translation. NCBI's taxonomy places the organism in Eukaryota, Fungi, Ascomycota, Eurotiomycetes, Eurotiales, Aspergillaceae. Bases 1 to 759 code for a protein of 252 amino acids. The transcript has 3 exons. Gene Ontology annotation, cellular component: mitochondrial large ribosomal subunit. Gene Ontology annotation, molecular function: ribonuclease III activity; structural constituent of ribosome.